Messenger RNA from Momordica charantia (bitter melon), 1152 nucleotides. RefSeq lists its product as uncharacterized. Lineage: Eukaryota; Viridiplantae; Streptophyta; Magnoliopsida; Cucurbitales; Cucurbitaceae. The record is from RefSeq and is a predicted model, not a curated record.
AAUCCAUUAAUUUUAGAAAUUAUCCUUCAAAGAGAGAGAAAAAGAAUUCAAAGGAUGAAAUAUCAGUGGCCGCCAGAGCCCGGUGGGUCUUGACUCUUUCUGUUCCAUCUCCAGUUAGCCGCGGCGGCGCGUGAGCGACGAACGGGAGAAGAGGGAAAUGGCGAGAAGAGAAACAGUGAAGAAGGCGGAGGACCUGGUGGAGAUGGCGAUGGGCGGGAACGACGCGUCGCACGAUCCUUCUCACGUCUGGAGAGUUCGAGACCUUGCUCUCUCUCUGGCUGAAGAAGAAGGCCUCUCUUCCAGCAUCGACUCCAUGGAAAUCGUCGAACUUGCUGCGCUCCUUCAUGAUAUAGGAGAUUACAAGUACUUGAGAGACCCAGCUGAGGAAAAAAUUGUGGAGAAUUUUCUUGAGGAAGAGGGAAUAGAGGAGAACAAGAAACAAAGGAUAUUAGCAAUCAUAAAGGGCAUGGGCUUCAAGGAAGAGAUUGCCGGGCUUUCAAAAGCUGAAUAUUCUCCGGAGUUUGGGGUGGUUCAAGAUGCUGAUCGUCUAGAUGCAAUUGGUGCUAUUGGAAUUGCCCGAUGCUUCACUUUUGGUGGAAGCAAGAAGCGAGUGCUGCACGAUCCUGCAAUUCGUCCUCGAACGAGUUUAUCAAAACAAGAGUACAUGAACAAAGACGAGCAGACUACCGUGAACCACUUUCACGAGAAGCUAUUGAAAAUAAAGGAUUUGAUGAAAACAAAGGCUGGACAAAGGAGGGCAGAGAAAAGGCACAAAUUCAUGGAGGAAUUUCUGAAGGAAUUUUAUGAUGAAUGGGAUGGAAAAGCUUGAUUGAUAUAUUUUUUUUUUGGGUCAAGAUUUCAUCCUAAGAAAACUACAAACCGUACUCUCCAUAUUUGUCAAGAUGCAGUGUAUUCAAGCCACCCAAUUCCAAUGAUAUUAUUUGAAGAAUAUAACUAGUUUCAACCUGAACUCAUACUAGGGGCUAGGGGCGUUCAAAAAACCCGAUGCCAUGCAAAUCCRAUCAGCCUAGCCCAACCCAACCCAACCUAUACGGUUUGGAUUAGGUUAGAAAUCAUAAAUGUACCAUAAGCAUAUUGUGUUUAAAUUUAUUUGAUGAAAAUGAGAUUUGUGAAGAGCUAUUUGGAGGUUUA